AAACCCUCAUGAGAGCCAUUUUUUUGUACUUUCUCUUCUCCGCCACACCGAAUCCAAAAAAACCCUAAAAGUGAUUGCAUAACACAAUCUUCUCAAAUUUCAAAAAGAAUUUGAUAUAUUGUUGUAAUCAUUCGCAUAUAUUUUUAUAAAAAACAGUGGUGAAUUUGGUUUGGUUGGAGAUGGUAUCAAGUUCUAAGCCGGAAAGUGGGACUCAUGUUAUAUCUGCCGGCGUACGGGAAAUACUAGAAUCUAUCAAGGAAGUUGUUGGAAAUCAUUCCGAUGCUGAUAUUUAUGUGACUCUUAAAGAAACCAACAUGGACCCUAAUGAAACUGCUCAGAAAUUGAUCAAUCAAGAUCCAUUUCAUGAGGUGAAGCGAAAAAGGGACAGAAAGAAAGAGAACCAUGGGUAUAAAAGUUCUACUGCUCCAGAAAAUGGAAAUUAUUUAGAGCAUGGUGCACAGGAAAUGAGGAUCAACACACACAUCAAUCGUAACAUCCGAAGAGGGAGCUACAAUCGAACUGCUUUACCUGGACUUACUCGAGAAUUCCGUGUUGUGCGAGAUAACAGAGUUAACCAAAAUGUCAAUAGAGUGGUAAAGGCUGUCCAGACUUCUACAUCUGCUGAACAAGCGAUUUCAAAUACUUCUGCACAAAGCAGUUCAAAAGGGACCUCUGGCAAUACUCUAUCCACUGGGAGUCGUUCAUCUCAAGCUCCAAAUAGGAAUUCUCAACAUACACACUCUAAUGAUGCUAAUUUAAGUAGCACUAAUGGUCAAGGUUUGUCAGGAGAAAUGCAUGCAUCUGUUUCAAAUGCUGCUUCACAGAUAGGAGGGGUGAAGCCAAAUGGUUCUCGGCCACAUUCUAUUACAUCAUCUAGCAAUUCUGUCAUUGGAGUUUAUUCAUCCUUUUCAGAUCCAGUUCAUGUACCAUCUCUUGACUCCAGACCGGCUGCAAAAGUUGGUACUAUUAAGCGUGAGGUAGGGGUGGUGGGUGCUCGUCGCCAGUCCGCUGAAACUUUUGCCAAGUCCUCAUCUUCACAAAGCAGGUCAUCUUCAAACUCUCACAUGGAGCAGGCCCGACAGGAUAUUGGUAAUUCUAAAGGAUCACUCCGACCUAUGAGCUCAAAUUCUAGAAGUGACCAGAGUGGAGUAUCUGAUUCCCCUAAAUCCAACUUGCCAAUGAGCAAGUCUCUCUCGGGAAAUCAACAUAUUAACAGACUGCACCAAUCUGUGGGACAUCAGAAAGGUGUUCAGUGGAAGCCCAAGUUAACCAAGAAAUCGAGCGUAACAGAUCCCGGGGUUAUUGGAAAACCUUCUGAAGGUGUCUCUUUAACUAGUAAGUCAGAAGACUUGGAAAAAGAAGGAUCUCAGUUGCAAGAUAAGAUGUUAAGGCUAAACAUCUCAGAGAAUGUGAUCAUAGCUGAACAUAUUCGUGUUUCUGAGACUGACAGGUGUCGCCUGACCUUUGGCAGCUUUGGAGCUGAAUUUAAAUCUGCGAAAGAUUUGGAAGAAGAAUCACAGACCGAGUCAUCAAGACUGUCGGUUUUGGUUUCUGAAUCUUCCACUGAUGAUCCUGUUGGGAGCAAGCAAUUAGAUUUGGCUGAUGAUCGCGUUCAGAAUGAGUCUACUUCUCCUGUAUCUGAUGUAAUUUCAGAUCAGAAGCUGUCAGAUAAUAGAGAGUCUUCAAGUCCUGAGGAUUUGGGUAAUUAUGCAGAUGUUGGGUUGGUUCAAGAUAACAGUGCAUCAUAUACUCCCCCAGAGUCUCAACAGCAACAAAAUGCUUCUAAUUUAUCAAGUUUCUCGGCCUAUGAUCCCCAAACUGGGUAUGAUAUACCAUAUUUUAGACCUGCAGUAGAUGAAGCUCUUCGCGACCAGGGUCUCCAAGAGGCCCUAAGUUCACACGCUGCAAAUAGCAUGCCUGCAUCGUCAAUUCCAUUAGUGCAGCAAGUACAACAGCAUCAACCAAUUGCACAGAUGUAUCCCCAAGUUCAUGUUUCCCAUUAUGCUAAUCUUAUGCCAUACCGCCAUGUUUUCUCUCCUGUCUAUGUUCCUCCAAUGGCGAUGCCUGGCUAUUCUAGUAAUGCUUCUUACCCUCAUCCGCCAAACGGUAGCAACUACUUGCUGAUGCCUGGUGGUGGCUCCCAUCUUAGCGCAAAUGGACUCAAGUAUGGAAUCCAGCAGUUCAAGCCUGUUCCCACAGGCAGUGCUUCAGGGUUUGGAAAUUUUACUAGUCCAACUGGCUAUGCUAUAAACACUCCUGGUGUAAUUGGCAGUGCAACAGGUCUUGAAGAUUCAUCUCGGAUGAAGUACAAGGAUGGUAAUCUCUAUGUUCCUAAUCCACAGGCAGAGACAUCUGAAAUGUGGAUGAAUCAAAGGGAUAUUUCUACAAUGCAGUCAGGAUCAUACUACGACAUGUCUGGGCAAACUCCUCAUGCCACCUAUCUCCCGUCUCACAGUGGACAUGCUUCUUUUAAUGCUGCUGCACAAUCAUCCCAUAUGCAGUUUCCGGGGUUGUAUCAUCCACCUCAGCCCGCUGCAAUGGCUAACCCUCAUCAUAUGGGCAGUGCCAUGGCUGGAAAUGUCGGGGUUGGUAUGGCUGCAGCUGCUCCCGGAGCUCAAGUGGGUGCGUAUCAACAACCUCAAUUGGGUCAUCUGAAUUGGACAGGGAACUUCUGAAGAAUGAAUAAAUGUCUGUUAAUUUUGGCCCUAUUUUAUGUGGUAUUACUUUAGCUUAUAGAAUUUUCAUUUUCUUGUGGAAUGAGAAGCACAUAGUAUUUCCAAAUCAAUGCUUCAAUGUUAAUAUUU
Solanum pennellii is the source of this 2804-nucleotide messenger RNA. RefSeq names its product GBF-interacting protein 1-like. Gene Ontology annotation, molecular function: protein binding. The record is from RefSeq and is a predicted model, not a curated record. NCBI's taxonomy places the organism in Eukaryota, Viridiplantae, Streptophyta, Magnoliopsida, Solanales, Solanaceae. The coding region runs from base 180 to 2675 and encodes 831 amino acids. The transcript is spliced from 10 exons.